Molecule: messenger RNA, 2075 nt
Organism: Harpia harpyja (harpy eagle)
Lineage: Eukaryota; Metazoa; Chordata; Aves; Accipitriformes; Accipitridae
Exons: 2
Coding region: 739-1410 (223 amino acids)
Source: RefSeq, a predicted model, not a curated record
GAAAAGAGGCGGUCAGCGUGGAAAAAGCUCAGCUCUUCCCUGCAUCCCGCGGCCAGGCAGCGGCACUGUCACACCACGCGUGAAAAGCGGAAGAGCUAAAAGCAGCAGGAGUGGCUACCCCAGUGACAGCUGGUCCUAGACAGGCCAGCAUUUCGUACAUGUGCGUUUUGAAUUCUGGCUAUUUUCAGACUGCACGCUGCCUGCGUACACACAGCAUGCACACCUGCUAGUGCCCAUGCAUUAUCUAUAACGUCCCUACUUAGCCUGUGCAUGUGGAUGCUCCUAGCCAGCAUUCCAGAGCACACAAUACAAAACUGAAGAGAGAUGUCACUUUGUUGGAGACCCUCCCAGAGUGUCAUGUCCAGGCAGGAAGGCUCCAUGUGUCAUUCUCCUCCUCCUCCUGCAGCAGAAGACCACAGUUCCUGCAAACACCCCCCUGCUCUCCAGGGCUGCCCACUGACAGGCUACAAACACAACUGAGCCCUUACAGGACUCAGUUUACCUUCAGCAGUUAGCCACAACCCAUAAUCACGGCCCCUGUGCUUAAAAAGAAGCAAAAACCCCUCCCUCUCCCAAACUAGCUUAAUUAGGAAAUUAGCCUGUUAAUGAAUUACCAGAACUAUAAAACCGCUAUAAGCCACACUGGCAAAAAAGGAUCAAGAUCUCAAAGGGGGUCUUCAUAGAAGCUGAAGGGACGUUCUGGACUCCAUAAACCUGACAGUAGUGGGAUUCUGCACUAUGCUGUCCACCAAGAGGCACGGUACCAGCACCCUGACCAUAAAGGAAAUCCUAGAAAAUGGAUUUGUGGCCGGGGCCUCCAGCCAUACCCAUUCUUCUCCUGUCCGCAGUUACUACAUGGACUCUAGCAGUGUCUCCAAAUCAGACACCUGGGAGCUUCACAUGGACUUGGACAGUGCAGCAAAAAGCAGUUCCCUGUGUGUUGUCAAGCAGUCAGAGUCUCUGAGCAGCUGCAUGAAGACCGACCUGCACAGCCUGACCCAGGGCAUCUCUGACCUCAGUCUUGUUUGCUUCUGCAAGACCCACCACAAUCAGGCUGCUUUUGACCUGUCCAGUUUGCCUUGUGAGCACCCCAGCAGAGCUGGCUGCCUGAUGGAUGUGGUGUUGCAGAACACCUCAACACCGUGCAAGAAAGAAAAGCACCCCAAACUGCUGGAGAGCCUGCUCUCCAAGAGCACCGAGCUCGUCGGUGACCUCUCAACCCUUGGGAAGAUGCCAGGACCCAGAUGGGAGAUCUCAGCAAUAAAAGGCCCCCUGGAUACCAGCCUGUCCCUUGACGUGAGCACCGAGGAGCUGAGGUUACUGGGAUGCUGCAAACCAGACACACCAUCCCUGGAGACCUCUGUAGUAAUUCCUCUGGCUUGGCCUGGAGCCUUCAAGAAAGCACCGUAAGCUGAUCCACAGGUCUGCCACCCCCGAGACCCAGCUGAGUGAUCUUGACCCUGUCCCUGUGUUUCUGCAUCAGGCUCUGUGAUGCUGCUGCCCUGGCUCCAUGCCGGAGCAUGGUGGGCUGCAGGGUGCCAGCCUGGGGACCUUCUGUGCUGCAGAGGAGCAUUCCGUGCAGGGCUGCCGUCCCUGCUGCAGCACAGAAGAUGAAGCACCCCUGCUCUGCCCUGACCCAGGGCCUUGCUUGCUGAUGGCACCACCUGGUAAAAGGUUAAACCACCCAACCUGGGGUGACUGAAACCACAAACUGCUUGGGGCACUGCUGGGUGCAGGAAGCUUCUUAGGCUGCUGAUGGCAGCCCCCGAAAGCUAGCCCCAGCUAACCAGCAGCCCUACUGGCUCCCCCUUCCUCCCCGAUCGCUGUCUUUUGUAUUAAUGCAAUAAAGAUAUAAAUUUCACUGUGCGUGCAGUCUCUGGUGCUCUCUGACUGCUCGCCUGAGCUCCGCUGAAGACGGGCGCAGGGCCGGCCGGGGCCCGCGGCCGGGCCCGGCUCCAGCCAGACUGGGGCCCGGCUGCCGGCAAAACCCCACCGAGCGCAGCCGCCUCCAGCGCCUUCCCCACCCGCGGGGGGAGCCCCCCGCGCCCCAAGCCCGGUGCGGAGCUCCGCGGCCC